Messenger RNA from Penaeus chinensis, 2779 nucleotides. It is a transcript of the gene Prdm13, whose product is annotated as PR domain zinc finger protein 13-like. NCBI's taxonomy places the organism in Eukaryota, Metazoa, Arthropoda, Malacostraca, Decapoda, Penaeidae. The transcript has 3 exons. The coding region runs from base 13 to 1689 and encodes 558 amino acids. Gene Ontology annotation, cellular component: nucleus. The record is from RefSeq and is a predicted model, not a curated record.
ACCGUGGGCGUUAUGGUGGGCGGCCAUGGGCGUGAGUGGGCCGCGUGCGUUGCUCCUACGACUGCGCACUCCGAUUCCUGUUCAGCCGCGACCGGUGUUACUGACCCAGCUAUCACGCCCGUCGUCCACGUCACGGCCGGAGAAGACCUCCCGCGGGCGGUGUCCACCCGCGCCUGCCCCGCCCGCGACCUGUGCCUCAACCUCACCCAGGAGAAGUUCCGGCAACGGCGCCGCGCGCACGAGCCCACGCUUUGCAUACAGGUUAACGACGGAACUUUAGUAGCCCGGGACAACGUGCAGCUUUCGACAUGGCUGCCGCUGCUGCCCCUAGCCACCGACGUGCACGCUGAGGCGGCCACUCUGUCGUUCGUGCACUCGGGGCAGGGCGAGUCCGCGACGCUGAGGGUGACGCUGACGAGGGCCGUGAAGGUCGGGGAGACACCGCCACUCUGGUUCUCGUCAGAAGUUGCGGCUCAGCUGGGCCUUCCCUUCCUAAACUUUUCUCACAUCAAAGAAGGGCGCUAUGUGUGCCCCGAGUGCCAGAGGCAGUUCAGCGCGCCCAACCCCCUGAAGCUCCACCUGGCGGCGAAUUGCGACUCCCUCGACCCUCGCCUCCUGUGGGAUCGACUUCUGUGUUCCCCGCCGCGCUCCGCGCCCGCGCCAUGGUUCACGCCGCUCUUGUCUUCGCCGCCCCUCGCCAUGUCCGCCCUGACCUCGCGUGUGCAUCACACUGCUGUCAGCGCCAAGGCGCCUGCCCGGCCCUCCUCCCCCGGGGCUUCCGCCAGACCGAGGUCCCCAGGAGGCCUCAAACCAGUAUCCCCCGACUCCACCAGCUGCCAUGUGGGAUCCCCCCGGUCGGCCUCGCCCCCGCGCUCACCCCCGUCUGCAUCUCUCCUCCAGGAACCGCGCUCUGCUUUCAGGAGAGUCAGCUUUCCUGUCAACCGGCACGAUGGUCAACCACCCAGAUUUAGUGUUCUCUGUCGGCCACCCACCCUGCUGCCGGCGGGACCGUCCCGGUGCUCGGCGCGGACCCCAUCCGUGGGCGCGCUCGCUCUGGCUCCCCGCUCCUCUGCCGUCACCCCUGAACUGCUGCUUCAUCCUCGCCUGCUGAUGACGCCCAUGAUUCCCACCCGAAAUGAGGUCGCUUCCACGACACAGCCCAUGAUGCCUACAAUGCCACUUGCGGGCUCUACUCGACCGCUGCUAAGUGCAGCGCCUCCAGGCAAUGCGGUGGAUCCAUGCGCUGAAAUGGAGACUCUCGUGUCGAACUUGGGCCGCAGCCGCCGUGGCCAUUUAUGUUUGUACUGUGGGAAAGUGUACUCCCGCAAGUACGGCCUCAAAAUCCACAUCCGCACCCACACAGGCUACAAGCCGCUCAAGUGCAAGGUCUGCCUGCGGCCUUUCGGGGACCCAAGCAACCUGAAUAAGCACGUGCGGCUACACGCAGAGGGAGAGACGCCCUACCGCUGCGAGCAUUGCGGCAAGGUGCUGGUCCGCCGCAGGGACCUGGACCGCCACAUCCGCUCCCGGCAUCCCGAGGUCCCUUCGCCGCCCACACACGCCCUCACGGACACCGAGGACGAGGAGACGGACGACGGCGACGCCACGGAGGACAAGGGCACCGCUGUCGAGGAGGAGUCCCACGUGGUGGCUCUCACGCAAGAGGAAGCCAACUCUGACACCAGAUAGUGAGACUCAGAGCGCCAAACGAACAAGGACAGUCGUAGACUUGGCGCCAAAUAGAGUCUAUGUCAGCUGUGUUUGUGAAUCUCCGAAGUCUCGUCUGCUGAGACACUAGGAAUGCUUCCAGAUCUGUUGCACUUGGAAAAUGAUGCUCUUGAUAUUCUAGUCUUCCUAUAUAUAGGAUAAUCUAGUCAUAUUCUAUAUUCCUUUCCCAGAAUCAUCCGAUAUGUAAUCUAUGUUACGCAAAACGUAAUUCAUUGUAAAUAGUAUAUUAAAUGUCUAUAUUAUAUGAUAUUAAAAUAAUCUUCCAUAAUAAUUUCAAAUAUAGGUGUAACUUAUAGAACACGCGUUUCUGCCAAAAUGUCUGUGAUAUUAGGUUAUUUCCAAUAUCUUAUACUAUAUUUUGGAAAUGAAAUUCAUUAAACAAGGUAAAUAAAAGACAAAAGACUUCCUAUGCUCAUUUUAUCAUCAAAACAAUUGGUAGACUAGAAGAAAUAUUGCGUCGAGGUGAGAAUUUUCUCCAUUUUACCCUCUUAAUUCUACUUGUAACGUAUACACAUCACCAGGCACUGUAUACACAUCACCAGGCACUGUAUACACAUCACCAGGCACUGUAUACACAUCACCAGGCACUGUAUACACAUCACCAGGCACUGUAUACACAUCACCAGGCACUGUAUACACAUCACCAGGCACUGUAUACACAUCACCAGGCACUGUAUACACAUCACCAGGCACCACCACCGUAAAUUAGGCCUCGUAUGUGGCACCCUCGAGGCACCCGAGACAUGGUACCCUGAACAAUGAGGCACUGCCGGUACUUUUUACUCCUGACUGCCUUAUAGUUGCUUCGUAAGUUGCAUUGUUUCUCCACAUAAACAAAUUACAAAUGCAUUUAUUACACCCUUUCAAAAUGAACACUCACACCUACACACCUUCACCUCCCUGUAGAUGAAAAUGUAUUUACCUGGAUAGGUAUACAAAAAGUGCUAUAUAUACAUACAUAUAUACAAGCAUAAAUACAUACAAUCAUGCAUACAUAUACAAUAUAUACCAGUGUGUGUGUAUAUAUAUAUAUAUACAUAUAUACUGGUAU